GCGGACAGCCCGUCGGGACGCAGCCGGAGCCGGAGACCAUGUCCGGGCGGCCCAGGACCACCUCCUUCGCGGAGAGCUGCAAGCCGGUGCAGCAGCCCUCGGCUUUCGGCAGCAUGAAAGUCAGCCGAGACAAAGACGGCAGCAAGGUGACUACAGUAGUGGCAACUCCUGGACAAGGUCCAGACCGACCACAAGAAGUUAGCUACACGGACACCAAGGUGAUUGGAAAUGGAUCUUUUGGUGUUGUGUAUCAAGCCAAACUCUGUGAUUCAGGAGAGCUUGUGGCCAUUAAAAAAGUCCUGCAGGAUAAAAGAUUUAAGAACCGAGAGCUCCAGAUUAUGAGAAAGCUGGAUCAUUGUAACAUUGUCCGAUUGCGUUAUUUCUUCUACUCCAGUGGAGAGAAGAAAGAUGAAGUGUACCUCAACUUGGUGCUGGACUAUGUUCCUGAAACAGUAUACAGAGUUGCCAGACAUUAUAGUCGGGCCAAACAGACACUCCCUAUGAUUUAUGUCAAGUUGUACAUGUAUCAGCUGUUCCGGAGUUUAGCCUAUAUCCAUUCCUUUGGGAUCUGCCACCGGGAUAUAAAACCACAAAACCUCUUGCUGGACCCUGAUACAGCUGUCCUUAAACUCUGCGACUUCGGAAGUGCAAAACAGCUGGUUCGUGGAGAACCUAACGUCUCAUACAUCUGCUCUCGGUACUACAGGGCACCAGAGUUGAUCUUUGGAGCCACCGAUUAUACCUCCAGUAUAGAUGUGUGGUCAGCGGGCUGUGUAUUGGCUGAACUGUUACUAGGACAACCAAUCUUCCCAGGUGACAGUGGUGUGGAUCAGUUGGUGGAAAUAAUCAAGGUUCUGGGAACGCCUACAAGGGAGCAAAUUAGAGAAAUGAAUCCAAACUAUACUGAAUUUAAAUUCCCUCAGAUUAAGGCACAUCCAUGGACUAAGGUCUUCCGGCCCCGCACUCCACCAGAAGCAAUUGCGCUAUGUAGCCGUCUGCUGGAGUAUACCCCCACUGCCCGCCUGACUCCCCUGGAGGCCUGUGCGCACUCUUUCUUUGAUGAACUACGGGACCCAAACGUCAAGUUACCAAACGGGCGAGAGAAACCUGCACUCUUCAAUUUCACCACUCAAGAACUGUCAAGUAACCCAUCUCUGGCUUCGAUCCUCAUCCCUGCUCAUGCUCGGAACCAAGCAGCUGCUUCAACCCCUACAAACGCUACAGCAGCCUCAGAUGUUAAUGCAGGAGAACGAGUUCAGACCAAUAGUGUAGCUACAGCGUCAGCCUCCAACUCCACCUGAACCGGUACCAAGCAGCCAGCUGCACAGGAAAAUCACCAGUAAUUUGAGUCUUGCUCAGCAACACUGGUCACAUUUGGAAAGAAAAUUAAAAAGAGGAAAAAAAGCAACCAACCAACCAACCUGUUCAUUUUAGUGUUCAAUUUUUUAUUAUUAUUAUUGCUGUUCUUAUUUAACCUUGUAAAAUAUCUAUAAAUACGAACCAGUUUCAUUGUAUCUCACUCUGCAGGGUGUCCGGGGCAGGGACUUAGGUGGGGGGAGGAGGGAACGCGGAGCAAUACAACACACCAGUGUCUCUCCCCUCAACAAUCUCUUCAUGUUGGAAGUUUGCUGUUGUGUACUUCAGAGCCAGGACUCUUGCCUCAUGCCCUCUCCCACAACGGAAAGAAGGAAAAACAAAAACAAAAAAACAAAACAAACAAAAAAAAACCAACAAAAAAAAACAAAACGAAAAAGAACCCCCAAACCUCAUUCUCUGCUGAAGUUCUUUUUUUUUAACCUCUUUUUUUAUUUUCUUUUUAAGUGAAGUUUCGGACUUUGAUGUAGUGCACAGCUUGAAUUUGGUCGGGAGCUUAGCAGGGGUCAUCCAACAGAGCUCAGCGUUCGGUGCCAGCGAAUCCACGCCCCGGGCCGACUGACGGGCGACUGACAGCUGCCCUGGCCGGCAUGGUAGGACAUAGGCUGCCUGGGGGUGGGGGGAGGCUUACGUGUGUCUAAGGCUUGAGCUGCUAGUGGCAGACUUUCCUUUCACAAAUCAGUGCUAGCGAUGAAGAGACCUGCAGCUUCCUUCCGGGAGGAGCCCCUCGCCCGGCUCCAUAUAAUAUAAUACACACACAGGCGGAGGCGAGCGGAGGGGAUGGCGAGGGCCGGGCUGGGAGGUGCCGCCGCCUGAGCGAUUUUCCAGUCCCAAUUGGAAUAGGCUUCCCUUUCCCGAGAUGUACAGGAAAAGGACACCAGGAUUUAUAAUGUGAACUGUAACAGUCUUCUACUGGUUUAUUUUGUAAUAUUUUUUUAACCGCAGCUUUAACUCGCAGGACGCCACAUUCUACGGUAGCUCUGAUUUUAAAUCCACGGCUAGAAUCUGUAUUUAAAUUUCAUCUUUUUAACCUCUUUGCUUUUUUGAUCUCUAUUUAUUGAAGCGCGUUGCCACGUUGCCGUUCCGUUUUUACAUCGGUAGAAUAUUAAUAAACUACACAUCGGAGUGCUAUCGACAGUAAUUGUACCUGCCGACUUGUAGGAAAGCUGGCUACAUAUGAGUGUGUGUGUAUAUAUAUUAUAUAAAUAUAUACAUGUAUACAUAGAGA
Numida meleagris (helmeted guineafowl) is the source of this 2602-nucleotide messenger RNA. RefSeq names its product glycogen synthase kinase 3 beta (gene GSK3B). The coding region runs from base 39 to 1301 and encodes 420 amino acids. The transcript has 11 exons. The record is from RefSeq and is a predicted model, not a curated record. Gene Ontology annotation, biological process: regulation of neuron projection development; extrinsic apoptotic signaling pathway in absence of ligand; protein phosphorylation. Gene Ontology annotation, molecular function: beta-catenin binding; tau-protein kinase activity; ATP binding. Gene Ontology annotation, cellular component: nucleus; beta-catenin destruction complex; cytoplasm. NCBI's taxonomy places the organism in Eukaryota, Metazoa, Chordata, Aves, Galliformes, Numididae.